CGCGCAUUUCCCCACGCGGCUUCCGUACAACUUCCCGUGUAAAAACGGAAGGUCAGACAUGGCAGCCUGUGCGAAAGGGCUCCACAGAUGCACGUUCUCCCUAAGGUUAUUACGAGACCCGCGGCUCCAAAAUGAACGGUUCGUAUCGACGUCGCUGUGUCGUCCGGCUCCGGGUCACAACGGCAAGGAGCCGCCAAAGUUCUCUCCUCCAGCGAAACCUGUCAUCAUAGACAAGACACAGACCGUGGCGUCUCUGCGGAAGUUUCUGAGCCCGGAGUUUGUCCCUCCGAGACAGAGGACGGAUCCUUUUAAAUUCGCCAUCGAGAGGAAGGACAUGAUCCGCAGGAGGAAAGUCCUUCACAUCCCCGAAUUCUACGUAGGGAGCAUCCUGGCAGUGACCAUGGCCGACCCCAACGCCAGCGGGAAAAUCAAUCGCUUCGUGGGCAUUUGCAUCCAGAGGGGGGGGAAGGGCCUGGGGGCCACAUUUGUCCUGAGGAACAUCAUCGAUAAUCAAGGGGUGGAGAUCUGCUACGAGAUGUACAGCCCCCGUAUCCAGAAGAUCGACGUGCUGAAGCUUGAGAAGAGGCUGGACGACAACCUUGUGUACCUGAGAGACGCUCUGAGCGAGUACAGCACCGUGGACCCGGAGAUGAAGCCUGUGCCCUUUUCCCCCACCGGGGAGGUGACCGUCAACAAGAUCAGGGUCAGGAUGCGUCCGAAACCUUGGUCCAAACGCUGGGAGCGGCCCAAGUUCAACAUCCAGGGCAUUCGCUUCGACCUGGCGCUGACCCCGGAGCAGACGGAGCACGCCCAGAAGUGGGCGCACCCGUGGCUGGAGUACGACAUGCUGAGGGAGUACGACACGUCCAACCUGGAGGAGCGGAUCCUCCGCGAGGUCCAGCAGGAGAUGAGCAAGUGAGAAAGAUCCUCCGCAAGGGGAUCAACAGACUUUCUAGGAGUGGGGGAGAAAGAGGAACACGGAGUUGGCAUGGAUGUAAAAAAAAAAAAAAAAACGCCAGGUUGAGUUACUUCAGCCACGCCAGCGUAUCAGCGGAGACGAAGCCUACGUGGAAAAUGGUCUGAGAAGUCAUGUCGCCGCCUUUUUGUUUCGUCAGUCUGCUGUAAAUGCUUUUUCAUCGUCAUAGUCCCAACACGUGACCUCCAUUAGGCGGUUUCCAUAAUAAAACCAUUAAACCCUCCAAGGUUUUCAAUUACAUUUUGUUUCCCUGAGCGCCGUAGGAGAUUGUUUCUGUUGACGACUGUCGGAUCAGUUUGCCAUCUGUUCGCUGUGGAGUCUUGACACUAGGUGGCGCUGCUCCUCUGUGAAUGUUGCAUUCAUCAGCAGUUGCAUAACCACGUCUCUGUCGUGUUUUGAGGGAAACGUUGCCAAGCUAAAUAAACAAAUGUAUGUAAAUGUAUUAUUUCAGUUGAACAAAUGCUUCCAGAUUGUUAUUUGUUUAGAAGUAUUUUUACACCUGCAUGUUGUAGAUGCGAGGAGCUUCUGGGUUUACAGAUUGCCAGAAGAAUUCAAUUAAAUAGUAAACCUGCUUCUCCGA
Molecule: messenger RNA, 1556 nt
Organism: Gasterosteus aculeatus aculeatus (three-spined stickleback)
Lineage: Eukaryota; Metazoa; Chordata; Actinopteri; Perciformes; Gasterosteidae
Gene: mrpl19
Product: mitochondrial ribosomal protein L19
Biological process (GO): translation
Cellular component (GO): mitochondrial large ribosomal subunit; ribosome
Molecular function (GO): structural constituent of ribosome
Source: RefSeq, a predicted model, not a curated record